AUGGGUGAUCACGGCAAUCAGGAUGACCUCACUGCUGCAAUUGCAAUCAUUCAACAACAAAUGCAGACUCAGCAACAACAGAUGUUGCAGAUGCAGCAGACCAUCCAAAAUCAGCAACAAGCUGCUCAAGAAGCAGCUAAGAACGCCUCGCGAGAAGAGCGUGGUGCUCCUACUGGGGAGCGGAACCUUCCGCGGAACUUCGCUACUAACCGCUCCCCUAUCAACCCUCCUCCUUGCACUCGGCAAGACUAUGAGAUCAAACCUUCACUGAUAAGUCUGGUACAGAAGAGCACAUUCAUCAGUCUCACUACUGACAUCCCGAUGGACCACAUCGAAGCCUUUGAGAGAAUCUGCAAUUUCUCUCGCUCUAACGGAGUGCCACCAGACUAUGUCAAGUGCACGCUGUUCCCAUUAUCUCUUGAAGGGAAAGCUUCUCGCUGGCUCCAAUCUCUGCCAACCGGCUCUCUUACCUCAUGGGACCAGGUUCGAUCAGCGUUCCUGAGCCACUUCUACACGAAGUCUAAAACCGCGGCUCUACGGCACAGGAUCUCCAAUUUCAAGCAGAAGUCUGAUGAACCUUUUCAUGAAGCUUGGGAGAGGUACAAGGAGUACCAGAGAGAGUGCCCGCACCAUGGGUUUGACAAUGACUAUAUAUUGGAAGUGUUCUAUGAUGGAGUGAGCUAUGAGUUUCAAAACACCCUUGAUUCUUUGAGUAAUGGAGAUUUCAUGACUCAAACCACACCUGGUGCGUUCGAUCUCAUUGAGAACAUGGCUUCAAGUUCACUAAACAAGAACAAGGAGCAUGACCGCUCAAAGAGUGUGAACAGCAUAGAUGAUCUCGCUACAAAGGUGGACCAACUGCUUAAGGGAAACCAAAGCCAAGUGUUCAUAAUAAAAGAAGCAGCUCCUGAGAAGAGUGCCGGCGACCUGGCGUUUGAUGCUGAAAUAUCAGGAGACGAUAAGCAAGAGAGUAACCAAGGUCAGUAUGCCGGGUAUCAAAAGAACUACCAACCCCGGACUUAUGUUCUAAGCCAACCGUAUAGCAAUCCACCUCAGAUGCAGAAACACCAUAACACUCAGCCAGCUACCUCCGCUCCUGUCGUUGUUCCGCAAGAUGAGACAAAAGCUAUGUUGCAGGAGCUGCUCCAAGGAAAACAACUCCAAGGGAAGGCUCUAAACCAGGUUACUACCGAGAUCAAUACCAGAAUGAACCAUAUGUUCAGCGAUUUGAGCACCAAGUACGACAAUGUCGUGAGCCAUAUGAGACAGAUGGACAUUCAGAUUGCUCAGACUGCUGAGAGCGUCAAGAGGCAACAAGGUACUCUACCUGGAAAAACUGACAAAAACCCUAAGGAGUGCAUUACGGUUGAGUUGAGAAGUGGAAAGCAACUGUCGGAACCGGAGAGGGAACCAACAGUUGGAACCAAUUCGCCAGAACCAGAACAACCAGCUGAGGCUGUCCGCCCGAUCCCAGAGCAUGUUUCUGCUCGCGAAUACACUCCUAAAGUCCCUUACCCUGUUCCAGCAAAGGCUACUCGUAAGGACCGAGAGGAGAUGAAAUGCAGAAAGAUGCUGGAGGACCUAACCGUCCGACUCCCCUUGAUGGAUGCGAUCCAAAUGAUACCCUCCAUGCGCAGCUUUAUGAAGGGAUUAAUCUCAGGAAAAAUAUCAGAGGAGAGCGAAUUCAUGACUAUCUCUAAGGAGUGCAGCGAAGUGCUUCAGAACAGACAGAUAAAGAAGCAAGGAGACCCUGGCAAGUUCGUCCUAUCUAUCCAUAUUGGGAAGACAGUUUUCUCAUCUUCCCUGGUUGAUCUGGGAUCCAGCGUAAACCUCAUGCCCUACUCUGUAGCACGACGUCUGGGAUACACGCAUUUCAAACCAACUUGGAUGUCCUUGGUGUUCGCGUAUAGAUCAGUUAAGUCCCCGGUUGGUAUUCUAGAGGAUCUCCAAGUAAAAUUCGGGAACACCUCUGUUCCAGCAGACUUCGUAGUUCUAGAGCUGGAAGAGGAAUCCAAAGAUCCUCUCAUUUUAGGAAGACCAUUCCUAUGUACUGUUGGAGCCAUCAUUGAUGUGCGGCAAGGGAAGAUUGAUCUCAAUCUGGGAGACAUAGUCAUGCAGUUCAAGAUGGAUGAGCUGCUGAAGAAGCCGAUGCUGGAUGGACAGGCCUUCAAGGUGGAUGAAGGGAUUGAUCUGCUGCAACCUCGCGACGGGAUGAUCGAGGAAAUUCUUACAAAAGAUCCACUUGAGCUUGCACUAGUAAGAGCUGAGGCCGAGCAGAGUGUCGAGAACAUUGACGCAGACGGGUAUGCUAAGAUGCUUGACUCCGCAAGGAGUAUGGGAAGAAUGGUGGCGAGUCUAAGUCUGGGGGAAGAAAGCAACAAGGACGAGAACACUCCAACUUGA
Brassica napus (rape) is the source of this 2403-nucleotide messenger RNA. RefSeq lists its product as uncharacterized. The record is from RefSeq and is a predicted model, not a curated record. The transcript is spliced from 3 exons. Bases 1 to 2403 code for a protein of 800 amino acids. NCBI's taxonomy places the organism in Eukaryota, Viridiplantae, Streptophyta, Magnoliopsida, Brassicales, Brassicaceae.